CUUAUACAACUGGUUUUAUUGAAAUAUCAGGUUUUUAUUUAGUUCCGGCUGUGUUGGAUCUGAACCGGUGUUUGUAACAGAGCACAGCGGUCUGAGUGAUCAGUACAUCAUGGCUCGGAGGUGUGGGAAUGAGAAGGAGAACAUUAGCGUGUUAGUGGAGGAAGCGCGCCGGGUUUACAGAGAGAAGUUCGCUGAGGAUCCGUGUGUGGCUGUGUGUGCUCCAGGUCGUGUUAAUCUGAUCGGAGAGCACACUGAUUACAACCAGGGAUUUGUUCUGCCUAUGGCUUUGCAUCUGGUGACAGUUAUGGUGGGCAGCAGUGCCUCUGGGAAGAGCUGUUCUGUUGUAACCACUACAGAAUCUGCAGAUGAGCCAAGGAGAGUGGACUUUGAUCUACCAACAGACAGUGCACCUCUGAUGAGGGGACAGCCAGCCUGGGCCAAUUAUGUUAAAGGCAUAGUUCAACACUAUAGAGCUCAGACCUUGCCUGCAUUUAAAGCUGUAGUAGCCAGCAGUGUGCCGCUAGGAGGUGGACUGUCCAGUUCUGCUUCACUUGAAGUGGCAGUGUACACCUUCCUUCAACAGUUGUGUCCAGAUGAUGGAAAUAAAGUAGCAAAGGCACUAGCAUGCCAGCAGGCAGAACACACUCAUGCUGGGGUGCCCUGUGGUAUUAUGGACCAGUUUGUUUCAGUGCUAGGCAGAGAGGGCCAUGCAUUGCUCAUUGACUGCAGAUCGUUAGAGGCGACCGCUGUACCACUGACUGAUCCUGGUCUGGUCAUUCUUAUUACCAAUUCCAAUGUAAGGCACUCACUGACCGGAAGCGAGUAUCCCACUAGACGAAGACAGUGUGAGGAGGCAGCAGCCAUUCUGGGCAAGAGCAGUCUAAGAGAUGCCACACUGCAAGAUCUUGAAGGUGCCAAAGACAGAUUAGAUAAUGUAACAUACCAUCGAGCUCAUCAUGUAAUAGAAGAGAUUGAUCGCACAGAAAAAGCAGCAAAGGCACUCACUUCAGGGGAUUAUCCCAAGUUUGGAAAGCUUAUGGUGGAGAGCCACAAUUCACUUAGAGACCUUUAUGAGGUGAGUUGUCCAGAGCUGGAUGCUUUGGUAACUGCAGCAAUGGAGGUUAAAGGAGUGUUUGGAAGUCGGAUGACGGGUGGAGGGUUUGGUGGAUGUACAGUUACGCUGCUUCAAUCUGAUGCCACAGAAAGAACUAUACAGCACAUAAAGGAUAGGUACAAAGGAUGCCCCACUUUUUAUAUAACAACCCCAUCUGAUGGAGCUCAAGUCCUUACUUUAUAAAUGAGAAAUCAAAAAUAAAGUCAAAACAAUAUUCCAACACAUUUUGAUUUUCCAAACUGAUUUUUGAAAACUUUUUGUUUUUUAAAAAUAUGUAUUCCAUUUUAAUCAGUCAGUUUCAAUGAAAAUGUAGUUUCUUUGUACAGUUAUGUGAAGAAAUAUUUAAAUAAAAAAUGUAAUUAAAUCUCAACUAAAUGAAA
Trichomycterus rosablanca is the source of this 1494-nucleotide messenger RNA. It is a transcript of the gene galk1, whose product is annotated as galactokinase 1. Bases 110 to 1297 code for a protein of 395 amino acids. Gene Ontology annotation, biological process: galactose metabolic process; carbohydrate phosphorylation. Gene Ontology annotation, molecular function: ATP binding; galactokinase activity. The record is from RefSeq and is a predicted model, not a curated record. Lineage: Eukaryota; Metazoa; Chordata; Actinopteri; Siluriformes; Trichomycteridae. The transcript is spliced from 8 exons. Gene Ontology annotation, cellular component: cytoplasm; cytosol.